UGAAAUGCAGUUAUCCGCCAGCUAGCAAGUUUCUGAAAAAAAAUAAAAAUCUUCAGAUAGUUGUGAGCUGAUUGAAUACUUUCUGUAAACGUGGACUAUCCUGGAUGCUAGUGAUGUUAUAUCCAUAAUACAAAUCACAAUUAAUAUCAACUGUAUAACAGCACUCCAGUUGUCAGUUAUCAUACGAAUAAAUACAAGUUGUCUGAUCUGUUAGAUUACGUUAGCUGUUAGCGGAUUGGCGUCAGUCUUGGCUGUUUGACGCUCGGCAGAAACACCAUGAAACUCUACAGUCUGAGCGUUUUGUAUAAAGGCUCGACGAAGGCCAACCUUCUGAAGGCGGCGUAUGAUCUAUCAUCAUUCAGUUUCUUCCAGAGAUCCAGUGUGCAGGAGUUCAUGACAUUCACCAGCGCACUGAUUGUUGAGCGCUCAGCGUUAGGAAGCCGUGCGUCUAUCAAAGAGCAAGAGUACUUGUGUCACGUGUACGUGCGGAAUGACAGUCUCGGUGCUGUUGUGAUCGCAGACAGUGAAUAUCCCUCCAGAGUCUGCUUCACUUUACUUGAUAAGGUGCUGGAUGAGUUCUCCAGACAGGUCAACAGUACAGACUGGCCGUCUGGUUCUCCAGCAACCGUUCAGUACACAGCACUGGAUAGCCAUCUGGCUAAAUACCAGAAUCCACGUGAGGCUGAUGCUAUGACCAAAGUGCAAGCAGAACUGGAUGAAACCAAAAUUAUUUUGCACAGCACAAUGGAGUCGCUGCUGGAGAGAGGAGAGAAGCUGGAUGAUUUAGUUCAGAAAUCUGAGCAUCUGGGAAACCAAUCAAAAGCCUUUUAUAAAACGGCACGCAAGCAGAACUCGUGCUGCGAGAUCAUGUGAUCGUGAUCAAGUCUCUGAUUGGACUGGACUCUUCGGCCACAUCUCCUCUCUGGUUUUCUAUUUUUCCCCUCUCUUUCUCUCUGUCCUGGUGUAGGCUGGUGCUUUUAUCAAGCAGCAGUAAUAAUGAAGGCACGAAACGGCCGAUCUGACGAAAUACAAUAACGGGCUCCGAGGGGGCUGAUUUCCCAUGAUGCACCACACUCACUCUGCCAUCGGUUUUCAUGUUGUGUGAGAACUUUGUUUUCUUCUCGACGGUUCCUCAGGGUCUGGCACAAGCUCGAAACAGAUCCGGAUGAAGCAUGGAGGGGUUCGAGUCAAACGUCCCCGCUGUGCCUUACUUGUGUGUUGAUAUCAAACCGCUGAAUUAGCCUUAUCUCAACGGAGGACAUGCGAGUGAAAAAGCUGCAAUCUCUGUAUUUCGACUCAUUAUUCGGCGCCUUGUAGAGUGUACAUGUAGCGUGAUUUUUUUUUUUUUAAAGAUGUGAAAACAGUAAAUAAUGUGUUAAUUAUUGAUGUGUUCAUAACAUCCUGAAUAUUGUGUGUAAGUGACUGAUCAAAUUAAAUGUUUGUGUGCAAUUCUAAUGCUUUUUCAUCUUGAAGGUGUAAAUACAUUACUGAAUGGUAUUGGCUUUGGUUUCCUGCAUCGAGAGUCGUGAUUGCAAUUUGGAUUUUAAUACUUAAGAAACAUUCCUUCAAUAUGUUCAGCUGGUGGUUGAUAAUGUACAAGUGUCGUGGUGUUUGAGAGUAAAUAAUAAAGCCUUAAAGUGUGGUUUGAUGUGGAAUCAGCCCCCUUGAUUCUCGUGCGAUGGUUGUGAGUGUAAAUCUGAAACUGUGUUAGUGAUUGAUCACAUGACUCUCGCCGGACCUCUCAAAUGCUGGAUCCAGUCUAAUGAGGCUCUGCUGCUAACAGCCUGAAGGCUCGACUCACAAAUUCAUCUGCUUUUUCUCUUUCUUUAAAGCUUAUAUCUUCAUGCACAGAAGUUUGGGUAAAGCCAGGAGUAUCUGGGUGAACCAGUCAAGAACAUGUCCGGGUCUUAUUUUAUCUCAAAGUCAAAAGACACAAAACUAAAUCUAUUUUGGUUAAAGAAAAUCUAAUUUAAGACCAUGUUUUUUUUUGCAUUUUGACAAUUAAUAUUUUCAAUUUCCCCCCAAUUAGUGAUAUUGACAUUUUCUCACUGAAUUGGCAUGAGAAUUAAAUGUUCUUAUUUUGUGAAGAAAAAAAAAAAGUUAAUGCAUUUUUCACAUUUAUAAUUUUCACAAUUUAAUCAGAAUUUAUUUUGAUUUUUAAAAUAUCAUAAUUAGGACCAUUUAUAUUCUUGCAUUUGGACAAUUGAGAACAAUUUCCUCCAAUUUGUGAUAUCAAUGACACUUUCGUCCAAUUUUCUCAUGAGAAUUAAAUGUUAUUUCUAAAAAGAGAGAGAGAGAGAGAAAAAAAAGUUAAUGUAUUCACUCAAAAA
Messenger RNA from Carassius auratus (goldfish), 2330 nucleotides. Its product is annotated as synaptobrevin homolog YKT6. Gene Ontology annotation, molecular function: SNAP receptor activity. The transcript is spliced from 8 exons. Gene Ontology annotation, cellular component: Golgi apparatus. Gene Ontology annotation, biological process: endoplasmic reticulum to Golgi vesicle-mediated transport. Bases 277 to 873 code for a protein of 198 amino acids. The record is from RefSeq and is a predicted model, not a curated record. Lineage: Eukaryota; Metazoa; Chordata; Actinopteri; Cypriniformes; Cyprinidae.